Ilex paraguariensis (yerba mate) is the source of this 647-nucleotide messenger RNA. The record is from the annotation of a GenBank genome assembly. Lineage: Eukaryota; Viridiplantae; Streptophyta; Magnoliopsida; Aquifoliales; Aquifoliaceae.
GAAGCACAGAGAAAGGGGUGACCUGACCCAGUGAACACACACACACUAAAGUUGAGAAAUGACUACAAGAAACAAUUUAGUGAUACUUAUUGUGGUUGUGGUGGCAGCUGCAGUGCUACGAAUUUCAGCAGCUGCAACAUAUACCGUUGGAGGCAGCUUGGGUUGGCAGGACCCUCCUGGUGGCGCUGUGGUCUAUUCUACAUGGGCAGCCCGAUAUACCUUCACAGUUGGUGACAUUCUAGUCUUCAACUUCACCACUGGAGACCACACUGCAGCAAAAGUCACAAAUGAUGCCUUCAACUCCUGUAACACCACCAAUCCUCUCACCAUCCAAACCACCGGUCCAGCGAGCUACACUUUGGAUGCCACCGGGGAAGAUUAUUUCAUCUGCACCAUUAGCAACCAUUGUUCCUUGGGUCAAAAGCUACAAGUGAACGUCACUUCCGGCCCAGGCUCUCCGAAUAGCAGCCCUUCACCUGGGUCAUCCCCUCCUCCUCCUCCAUCUGGAACCACCAUGGCACCGCCUCCGCCUAACUCCGCAGCGCCCACAGUUAUUGCAGCUAUCACUCUCAAUUUGGUGGCAAUUGCCAUUGCUUUCGUGUGCUAGUAAUUAUUACUUUAUGAAGGUUUGUAUUCACUCUUACACU